This is a messenger RNA of Hevea brasiliensis (rubber tree), 4208 nucleotides long. RefSeq names its product 5'-3' exoribonuclease 3. Gene Ontology annotation, biological process: nuclear-transcribed mRNA catabolic process. Bases 152 to 3286 code for a protein of 1044 amino acids. Gene Ontology annotation, molecular function: 5'-3' RNA exonuclease activity; zinc ion binding; RNA binding. The transcript has 23 exons. NCBI's taxonomy places the organism in Eukaryota, Viridiplantae, Streptophyta, Magnoliopsida, Malpighiales, Euphorbiaceae. Gene Ontology annotation, cellular component: nucleus. The record is from RefSeq and is a predicted model, not a curated record.
CGAAACUCAAUUCUCCGGUGUCUUUCCGCAUAUUUUCUCUUGUUAGUAGCGUUUUCCCACCCGUUUAAAUACUCUCUUUGAUUCAAUUUCCUCUCCCCCCCGAGGAAGAUAGAUCCGCGAGGCUGCGACUUGCGAGCUCGACAGAUUAGCAAUGGGAAUUCCGGCUUUCUAUCGGUGGUUAGCUGAGAAGUAUCCAAUGGUGGUGGUGGAUGUAAUCGAGGAAGAAUCAGUUGUCAUUGAAGGAGUUAAGAUUCCGGUGGAUACAAGUAAAUCCAACCCUAACAACAUCGAAUACGAUAACUUGUAUCUCGACAUGAAUGGGAUUAUUCACCCUUGCUUUCACCCCGAAGACAGACCUUCCCCAGCCUCUUUCGAAGAAGUAUUCCAGUGCAUGUUUGACUACAUUGAUAGACUGUUUGCGAUGGUGAGACCUCGAAAGUUGCUAUACAUGGCAAUUGAUGGUGUUGCUCCUCGAGCUAAAAUGAAUCAGCAAAGAUCUAGGCGUUUUAGGGCAGCCAAAGAUGCAGCAGAUGCGGAGGCAGAAGAAGCAAGGCUAAGAGAGGAGUUUGAGAGGGAGGGCAGAAGGCUGCCUCCUAAAGAGGGUUCACAGGUUUUUGAUUCCAAUGUUAUCACUCCUGGAACUGAAUUUAUGGUUGUCCUGUCAAUUGCGCUGCAGUACUACGUUCAUCUUAGACUAAAUUAUGAUCCUGGCUGGAAAAAAAUCAAGGUUAUUCUUUCUGAUGCAAAUGUUCCUGGUGAAGGGGAACACAAGAUUAUGUCAUAUAUUCGUCUUCAGAGAAACCUUCCUGGAUACAAUGCAAAUACACACCAUUGCCUGUAUAGUUUGGAUGCUGAUCUGAUUAUGUUCGCUUUGGCUACCCAUGAAGUUCAUUUCUCGAUUCUUAGAGAGGUUGUUUUCACACCUGGCCAACAAGUCAAAUGCUUCCUAUGUGGUCAAAUGGGUCAUUUAGCUGCAGAUUGUGAAGGAAAGGAAAAGACGAAGGCGGGAGAAUUUGAUGAGAAAGGUGAUGAAAAUGUGGUAAAAAAACCAUACCAGUUUGUCAAUAUUUGGACUCUCAGAGAGUAUCUGGAGUAUGAAAUGAGACUUCCUAACCUUCCAUUUGAGGUCGAUUUAGAAUGCAUUGUGGAUGAUUUUAUAUUCAUGUGUUUCUUUGUUGGCAAUGAUUUUUUGCCGCAGGUGCCCACAUUGGAGAUUCGUGAGGGUGCAAUCAACUUGCUGAUGGCAGUAUACAAGAAGGAAUUUAGGACAAUGGGUGGUUAUCUGACUAAUGCAAGCAAGCCAAAUUUGAGCAGGGUGGAGCAUUUUAUUCAAGCAGUGGGAUCAUAUGAAGAUAAAAUAUUUCAGAAAAGAGCUCGCUUGCACCAGCGGCAGUCAGAAAGAAUCAAGUGGGAAAAGUUACAGGCAAGAAGGGGAGAAGAUGUAGAGCCUCAAGUUCAACCUGAGUCCUUGGUUCCAGUUGGUCGAUUUCAUGGUUCUCGUCUUGCUUCUUCUCCUUCACCUUCACCAUUUCAGCAGAGUCUAGAGAGCUCAAUUUCUAUUAGAAAAGAAACCCAGCUUGGACAGUCUGCAGAUGUUCGGGCCUGUAAAGUUUCAUAUUUGUCUUCAUCAGCCAAUGUUGGUACUGCCAUUGUUGAGGCAGAGAAUAGUCUGGAAAUAGAAGUUCAUGAAAACAAAGAAGAAUUGAAAACUAAGCUUAAGGAAAUACUUCGUGAGAAGAAUGACAUUUUUAACUCAAAAAAUCCGGAAGAAGACAAGGUAAAAUUGGGAGAGCCAGGAUGGAAGGAAAGGUAUUACGAAGAAAAGUUUUCUGCAAAAACUCCCGAGGAACUUGAAGACAUACGAAAGGAUGUUGUUUUGAGGUACACUGAGGGGCUAUGUUGGGUCAUGCACUAUUACUAUGAAGGAGUUUGCUCUUGGCAGUGGUUUUACCCCUAUCAUUAUGCACCCUUUGCUUCUGACCUCAAAGAUCUAGAUCAGAUGAACAUUCAGUUUGAGCUAGGCUCCCCAUUCAAGCCAUUCAAUCAGCUUUUAGGAGUUUUUCCUGCUGCAAGUGCCCAUGCUCUUCCUGUACAUUAUAGAAAAUUGAUGACUGAUCCAAAUUCGCCUAUUAUUGAUUUUUACCCUACUGAUUUUGAAGUGGACUUGAAUGGAAAACGGUAUGCAUGGCAGGGUAUUGCAAAGUUGCCCUUCAUCGAUGAAGGCUGCCUUCUUGCAGAGGUCAAAAAGAUCGAACAUACACUAACGGAGGAGGAAUCAAGGAGAAACAGUGUGAUGUUUGACAUGCUUUUUGUGUUAUCAUCUCAUUCUCUUGCUGAGAGUAUAUAUUUACUUGCUAAUCACUGUAAACAAUUAACGGAAAAAGAACGAGUUGAAGUCGAGGAACGUAUUAAUCCUGAGUUGAGUGAUGGGAUGAAUGGUUAUAUAUCCCCUUGUUCUGGAGAUACUCAACCUCCUAUAUUCAGGUCUCCUAUUACAGGGAUGGAAGACAUUUUGCACAACGAAGUCAUAUGUGUUAUAUACAGGCAUCCUGACCCACAUAAACACAUAACCCGACCACCUGCUGGGGUCAUAUUCCCUAUGAAGAUGGUAAAUGCUGGCUAUCUGAAACCUGCACCUGUUUUGUGGCAUGAAGAUUCUGGAAGGAGGCCUUGGGAAAGGCAUACCCCCCCUGGAUCCAACUCUGGCCAUCAGCUUGGGGAGGCAUCACAUCGACUUGUUGUUAAUAGUUUACAAUUAAAGGUGGGUCGCAAUGGGUAUGCCAAUCAUUUGCAUACCCCACCCCCACCUUAUGCUGCUGCCCCACAUGUCCCAUCACAUUAUUCCUAUUCAAAUGGGUUGCAUGAUACAGGACGACGUGGAAAUGUGCAACCUAGAAUGGAUUAUUCUAAUGCUAGUCACCACAGAGCUUUAAAUCCUACUCCAUCUAACCAUGGCUAUGGUCAGCCCUAUGCUUCAUCAGGUGCCAACCCCCAUUAUAAUGGGGCUCACCCUCAAUAUGAAAGAGAGAAACGAUCAAGUGGACUGCAUUUAGGGCAGAUGUACCACCCACAAGAAUUUAUUCCGAGUGGUGGACAACAGCACCUGCGAGGUUCUGUCACGCAAACAUCAUCUCGGGCCACUAUGUAUGCUUACCAAGGUGGUUAUGAUGACUUUCAGGGCUAUCAAUCACCUGGAGGUGGUAGUCAACAGUGGGGUGGUGGUUUCCCUACACUGGUUAAUCAGAAUGUUCCCAGAGGUUAUAAUCACCCCCCAACAAAGGGGUAACUGAUAUUCUGCAUUAGACACGAGGAAGUAGGAUACCACCAUCUGGUGCCAGUGGGCUAGUUGGGAGGCCACCCCACCAACCACCUCAUGGGGUAGUAAAUAGGAGGCCAAUGCAGCCAUCACCUGGUGGAGCUAGUAGGUUUCACUGACCAGUGACCACCGCCACCUAGUAAUGGAAAUAGGGGGCCUAGGCCUCCACCAGGUUGUGGUAAUAAGAUGCCACUGCCAGCUGAGUAUGGCCAUGAUAGGAUUAUUUGUCAUCACAGGAAGCUUACUGUCCAAAGCUGUACAACAUUUAGUUUUAGGGGUCUUCAUUUCCCAUUUCAUUGCAUAAUUUUUUUAGGUUUUAUAAUUUCUUGUUUUUCCUUUUUGUUGUAUUCUUAUAAGUGGCACUGGCCAGUGCUUCAUAAUAAACAGUGAAGAGCUUAUUUGUACCUCUAACAUAUUUAUGGCCUCAUGACGAAUUCUGAAGAGGAAUUGAUCGUUGGGGUAACCUGGCUCUUCCCUUUGCUCUCUUCGCGGAAUGAGUGGUUUGCCCGCUCAUUUUUUUCAGAAGAAAACGAUAGGCAACUUAAGAUCCAACGGGAAAGCCCAAUUUAUCUUAGCUGCGGCCUGCAGAUGGUUGUAUGUGUCCUGUGGUUGCUUUGCUUUGCUAUCAUAUUUGUUACCCUUAUCUGGGCCGGUCAUUAUUUUGCAACUGCCCUACAAUUUUAAUUCUUUCGGGUGCAUAGGGAAUGCUGUGAACAGCCAGGUUUUCCUUUCUAGUAUUAGAAUCUCAGUAUAUGUAGAGGAUUGUAAAAUUGUCAAUUGCGCACCAGGGUUGCUAUGCUUUAGUUAGGAACUGAAAUCGGAUUGAUCUAGUUUAAGAUUAAAAUUGGUAUUGAAAUUGGUAAAAUUUGAAAUGAUUUCAAAUUGAUGUUGA